AUGCUGUUGAACGGGAUCGGCAGCGAAGAUGCGGAGGUGGUGCAAGCAGCUACAGACAUCAUGUUGUCGCUCAAAGAUGAACUCCCUGAUCCUGUGGCCGUCCUAACCUCACUCAUCUCCAGCACCGUGUCUCUGGGGCUUCCUCGCGCGUCCGGCCACCUUUACCUGGUCGGCAAGCUCCUGGCGAACGCCUCCUACGACCGUGCUCUGGCCGCCACCCUCGGGAACUCUUGCUUCGGACGUCGCGAUGGUCACGGGCAAAGACAACAACAAACUCUUGUGAUCGGGGAUCGAAGCGGCCAGGGGAUUGUCCCUAGUCAUGGUGGCAGCGGGGUUGAAACCAGGGAUGAAGGGGAAGAGCUCCGAGGCUUCGGAGCGUUUUUGGCUGCGCAAGCGUUGUCCACAUCCUGCUCGGAUCACACCAAGUCAGACGUGCUUUUCGUCGCCUUGGAGCUACUCGAUUGCUGCACGGCAGUAUGCAUGGGUGCUGGCAUCGCGCCACAGGGUCCGUUGAUGCCUCCUCCACCUGGAGGCGACCCCUUCGUGAGCAUUAUGCUGGCCCUUCCUCGACUUCUGGCCCGACGGUCGUCUUCCGAUGAACUCCUCCAGCUGCACGGCAUCGCAUACCUCGCCACGGUCGCGAGGUACUGCCGACAACGCACGGAGAUGGGGGUGCCCGGGUGGUCGUCCAAUCGUGAUGGGGUACCAGACGUGCUGGCCGAAUUGUUCGAAGGCGCACGUGAAGCCACGCCGCGCGAGGUGCUGCCGACUGGUGGUGGCGGCGAAGGCAGCAAGCAAUCUUUCUCCGGUGGAAUGCUAUGCAGCACGCUGAAGACCCUGUUGAUGUCGUCGUCGUAUCGGGUGCGCUCGGCCACAGCGCGGCUGAUCACUUCGCUCUGCCGUGACGUUCCGUUCGGCGAAGAUUCUGAACUAGCGCACGAAAACGCCGCUAUGGGCAGCCGUAGGAACGGGAGUAGCCUUUUCUUCCGAGAAAUUCUGCUAGCGGCGGGAUCGACCGACUUCUUGUUCGAGGCGAUCAAGUCCGAGCGAGAAGGCUCCACGAGGUACUAUCUCGAAGCCGCAGACGCGUUCGCUUCGUCGCCGGUGGAGUUCUUCCAUGCGGACAAUUUUUGCAUGAAAUUUGCGGCGCCGAUCCUGCUAGACGCUUUCAGAGGUGGUACUGCGUGUGGGCCAGAACCCUACGAUCGAGCCGGCGGCAGUCGCAGCGACGAUGAGGUGCGUAAGCACCAGCUUUUGCUUUUACCUCAUCGGGUGAUAUUUUGUGUUUGA
Molecule: messenger RNA, 1290 nt
Organism: Ectocarpus siliculosus
Lineage: Eukaryota; Phaeophyceae; Ectocarpales; Ectocarpaceae
Source: the annotation of a GenBank genome assembly